CACUCCUGCUCGCUUUCAUUCAAAUCCCCCCCGUCCCCGCCCGGCCCUUUUCUGUUCUUCUUGCUCCUCUUCUUGACUCCUUUUUCCGUUCUCUACACAGCUGCACAAUGGCAUACUCGAGCCACCGCGGCAUCAACGUUUCGCAGUACAUUGCAAACCUGAACUCCGUUGAGCCCGCUGACUUCGUCUCGACCGCGAAGACGGACGAUAUCUCACUCUUCACCAACACUCAGUUCUUCGACUUCGACAUGGGCCGCUCUACCGACGCUGGCGUGGCCGGCGACGACUCUCUUGUGUUUGAUGGAUCCUCUCUCGAGCAGGACCGUCGGCGGCGCGCUCCUGCCUCUCAGAAGCAGGCUCGGGUGGUCGAUGCUGAUGCCAAACAGCAGCAACCUCAGCAGCAGCAGCAGCAGCAGCAAUUCAACUACCUCCCGGGACACUUCCUCGAAUACCCCGAGGCUGCUGGUCUCGACGUCAAGUUCCAAUCCAAUCCUUUGGCUGCCGAGGCCCACAACCUGUACGCUCCUCUGCUGAGCGACAGUGUUCCUCUCAGCCCAUCGCCGGCACCCACCCCUGCCUCAGAGAGCGUUUCCUACGUCGGAUCUCCUGCCGUCAAGCGGCCGGGGUCGCUCGAGGAUGCUCAGCGCUUUGCUGCUGAGGAGGACAAGCGACGACGCAACACUGCUGCCUCGGCGCGAUUCCGUAUCAAGAAGAAACAGCGCGAGCAGCAGAUGGAGCGGGCUGCCAAGGACCUCCAGGACAAGGUCCAGCAGCUCGAGACUAAGGUCAUGCAGCUGGAGAUGGAGAACAAGUGGCUGAAGAACCUCGUUGUCGAGAAGAACGAGGCCAAGGCUGUUUCACAGAUUAUGAACACCCGGCCACAAGAUGCUGCUAGUGACGAGGCACAGAAGAAAAUUUCCUCGGAGUAAGAAGCUGUGAUGAAAGCAGAUGAACGUGGUGUUCUCAAUCGGUUCUCAUUACAUCUUGUUAUCUCGUUGAAAAAGUUUUUAUAUAUGUUUACUGCUCUCUUUUUUGUGCUUUCUAUGCGUGGAGUUUCUGCUUUUUUUCUUUCAUCAUCCUUUACUCUCUUUUACGAUCUACGAUGUAUUAUAAAAAGUUCUUUUUGGUCUUGCAGUUCGGACGAUGCGGUCAGUAUAUUUACUUGCUACAAUCGCCACGCGGUCUUUAGAUUGAAACGCGAACUGUUAUGUUUAUAAAUACCACUAAUAAAAAUUCGAAUAUAUCAACUAU
This is a messenger RNA of Myxozyma melibiosi, 1251 nucleotides long. RefSeq lists its product as uncharacterized. Gene Ontology annotation, molecular function: DNA-binding transcription activator activity, RNA polymerase II-specific; RNA polymerase II transcription regulatory region sequence-specific DNA binding. Gene Ontology annotation, biological process: regulation of transcription by RNA polymerase II. The transcript has a single exon. Bases 108 to 929 code for a protein of 273 amino acids. The record is from RefSeq and is a predicted model, not a curated record. Gene Ontology annotation, cellular component: nucleus. Lineage: Eukaryota; Fungi; Ascomycota; Lipomycetes; Lipomycetales; Lipomycetaceae.